Messenger RNA from Penicillium mononematosum, 2166 nucleotides. RefSeq lists its product as uncharacterized. Bases 1 to 2166 code for a protein of 721 amino acids. Lineage: Eukaryota; Fungi; Ascomycota; Eurotiomycetes; Eurotiales; Aspergillaceae. The record is from RefSeq and is a predicted model, not a curated record. The transcript is spliced from 2 exons.
AUGGCGAUAUGGCCCUUUAAUCGCAAGAGCAAGCGGCACACCAUCCAGGUGACCGGUGCCGAAGCUGCUGAUCUUCAAUCCUCGUUUGCUGAGCCAACGAUCGAGCCUACAUUGGGCCGCAAACCAUCCAAACGCCAAACCAACCGCACGUCACGGGCGGAUGCUGCAGACAGCCGGCGCAGCUCCGCCUCAACAGGCUCGCUGCUGAGGCGGAAACCGAGCCAAAAUGGAAAUGCCCCGAAUAAAUUACGACGAAAGCUGAGCAAGCGCAAAGCAAAUGAGAUCAUGCGUGAGCGUGAAAUUCGUAUGCUCUCGUCCACCCCUAUCGAUAUCCCCCGUCGUCCGAACCCCGGCAGCGGGGAUUAUGUACUGGAACAUCGUCGAAAGGCAAAUGGUAGACGUGCCGACCGGUACAUGUCUGACAUCAGCCUGUCCAUUCGUGACUCCGCCACGUCCUCCACGUCUGACAUCUCCGACCCUUACACUUACAAGGUCAACGCUUUUGCUGCCUUGACCCCACGCCCCGUCGUUCGUUACGUCGAAGCCCCUCGCCUGCAGACCGCCAGAAGCAACAACCCGCCUGCUUCCAGCCGCCAGGAUAAAGAGAGGCUCCAGGCCCUGACCAUGUCUGAAGAUGAUUUCUACUAUUCCAAACGACGAGUAAAUGAGCUCGCUGAUUCAUUAGAUGCCGGGGCUUUGAGAGAGCUGCUGGAUCGCGACCGUCGCCGCCGAGAGAAGAAGCAGGUCGACGACCAGGAAAGACUUCGGCGUAAGCUGCAGGAGAGGGCAGAUGCUCAGCAGGCCCAAGAACAAAAAGUCCAGGUCGAAACCGAGCCCCAGCCCGAGCCCGAACCGGAAACCGAGAUUGCCCAACCAGAGCCGUCUAUCGCUGACGUCGCUGAACCUGAAGACGUCCCGAACGAAGAGGCCACCGUCCCUCAAGUUGAUGAACCGACGGCUGUCGCACCGGAGAAUGAAUCGUGGUUGCUGGGAACUUCCAAGGGCAGUGAGAACCUUGGACGCGAAUCGCGGGAAAGCUCUCGCAUUGUUGGAAAUAUUGAUGAUAGUUCCAUUCGUGAGCGGAGAUUGGUUCAACGUCCUAGCUUCGCCCCAUCACACGACAUUUCCAUGUCCCGGACUACUCUUUCCCCGUCUCAUUCAUCUCUUCGGCACGGGCUAAAUAGCCCAUCCCACUCACAAAUCUGUGGACCCAGCUCCACCUCGGACAUUUCCAGAGGAGUCGACUCAGAACGCCGACUUUCUGACACCAGCGGUCGCCGGGGGAACACUAUUACCUCCCUGUUCAGACGUGGUUCGUCACGUCUCAAGCGGACGUACAAAGAGCGAUUCCAUGACACCACCCCCGAAGUUUCCAACGCCUCGCAUGAAUCUUUCUACAAAAUUCAGACUCAAUCAUCACCUCCUCCGCCCUCGGUUAUCCCUCAGAGAAUUUUGUUGCCCACUGGAACCGUGAAGCGCUCUCAAUCCAAGUUCACUGAACACUUUGGCGACGAACCUCUGUCGCCUCCUGAUUCUCGCCUACAGUCUCCAGAUAUCCCGGAGGAAGUUCUAGAGUCCUCUCUCGAGCGGGAUGAGACUUUCCUGCGUGAACCAACACCUAGCCCCGGUGUGGACAUCAAAAACCCCAACCGAAGCCAUCAUCGAUCGUGGGCUUCAGACAGUAUGGACACCGAGGCCGAUAACGUGCCACUUUCCCAAUCUCUGGCUUCAAUCGAUUCUGAGGGAUCUUGGAUGUCAGGCCAGUUUUUCCGUCGGAUGUCACAAAAGCCUGGCAGCCCUGUUCGAUCGAAUUUGAACUCCUUUGGCCGAGACUCAGUGGAUGGCCCGGCAGAUGCCCCCGAAGAAGCGGAAUCACUGGAUGAAUCCCGCCGUCUUAGCAACAAUAUCCUUGGCGAGCCCGAGCUGGAACCGGAAGGCACAGAAAGCUCGGCAAGCAAGCCUGCUGAAAGAUGGCACAAUGAAGUCGGUCGCCGCGCUGUUGUGGUGAACCCGGCGGUCCGUCCAAAGUCUACACAAGCCAUGCUCAGAGGGUUUCCCUCAUUGAGCCCCAUCUCCGCAGAGGAAGAUCACAUUAUGGAGGAGACAACUCCUUCGGAACUGCAGCGGAUUCCCAGCGCGAAAGCUGAGAUUGGUUAUGCCGAAUAG